Molecule: messenger RNA, 435 nt
Organism: Daldinia childiae
Lineage: Eukaryota; Fungi; Ascomycota; Sordariomycetes; Xylariales; Hypoxylaceae
Exons: 3
Coding region: 1-435 (144 amino acids)
Molecular function (GO): carbon-sulfur lyase activity
Source: RefSeq, a predicted model, not a curated record
AUGGCUCCACUCCCAGGGGGUUGUUACUGCGGUCUAAUAAAAUACACCAUCACGCUCGAGGACCCGGAGUUACAAGCACGCACGAGCAUCUGCCACUGCGGUAACUGCAAGAAGUUCACGGGCGGCGAGCACGGUAUCACAACUAAGAUCCCUAAGUCGGCAUUUAAGAUCACCCAAGGGGUGGAUCAUGUAAAAAUACACGAAGCGGAUAACGGGAGCGGCGUGUUGCUACAUCGCGAGUUCUGCGAUACGUGUGGCGGGCCGCUUUUAGAAUACGGUGGAAACGCGGGCGAUAAUAUAUACGUCUUCUACGGUACGAUGGAGGACCACGCCCGCGGCCAGGUCGAGCCCAAGGGCGAGUUCUUCUGCAAGCUGCGGGAUCCGUGGAUGCCGAGCGUCGAAGGGGUAUUCCAAAAGCAGGAGAUCAAGCAGUAA